AUGGUAGGGAGAAUCUCAAAAUCUUUGAAAAUGUUUUCAAGGAUUUUGAGAUUUUAGUGCAAGAAAAGCUUCCAUUUGUUAAGGAAAUUAAUAGUCAGAAAAGAUACUGAAUAAAUAGUUGAAUUCCAUUAUAUUGGACUAGAGGCUGCUGAAAUGACUUAAUGUUUUACAGUUGCUAUAAGAAUUGGAGCUAAGAAGUCUGAUUUUGAUUCAAUUGUUGGAAUUCAUCUAUCAGCGGCAGAGGAGAUGGUGUAAAUGAAAAUAUUUAGAUGA
Messenger RNA from Paramecium tetraurelia, 273 nucleotides. RefSeq lists its product as uncharacterized. Gene Ontology annotation, biological process: cell redox homeostasis; cellular response to oxidative stress; glutathione metabolic process. NCBI's taxonomy places the organism in Eukaryota, Ciliophora, Oligohymenophorea, Peniculida, Parameciidae. Gene Ontology annotation, molecular function: flavin adenine dinucleotide binding; glutathione-disulfide reductase (NADPH) activity. The record is from RefSeq and is a predicted model, not a curated record. The transcript is spliced from 2 exons. Gene Ontology annotation, cellular component: mitochondrion; cytosol.